GUCACCUUGGAGUGUUAAGAUGUUAAUCAAAAGCCACCUCCGCGUAGGUCUGCUUUUCUCCUCUCUCCCGCCCCUUAAAGGGGCUGGGGAUUUUAAGCAAGCACCUCGUGUAGCGUUUGGCUCUCUCCUCUCGUUCGCCCCCGCCUCUCAUACCUUCUAAGUCAAAGUGAGACGCGGGGUCCAGAAGUCUGGGAAAGCCGUAAGUCUGACUGCCUCCUUGGCAGGUAGUAGUGAGUUCUUGGUUUCUGGAGGUUUUUAAGCAAGGACUGGAAUUUGGCAGUGGUGUAGUAUAAGCACUUCCUAAGCUGUAUCUACUGUACUAGAUAAGCCCUUAAAAAAAAUCGUUGUAGCCCUGAAAAGCAUGAUGGUGCAGUAGAAUUUGUCUGGAGAACAUCCACCUUCAGUACAGAGCAGUCCGGCACUUUCAACUUAAAACUAAAAACGGAAAGAGUGGGCCAGUUUUCAGUAUCUGUGGCGUGAGGGUCACUGAAAUAAACCUGCAGACGUUUGACCUGGGCCGGGCAAGCAGUCUCUGUACUACCUGGUUCUCACGCUCUAGAUUUUUAUCCUCUAGAGCUCUUUGAGUACACGCCCCCUCCGCUACAAAGACAGUUGCGGUUCCUAAUGAAAGCACUUCCUUGUUGGCACUCAUAAACAAGAAAAUUUUGUCAAAUCUCCGUAGAAACGCUAGUUUGGGCCUGGAAACCCCAAGAGUACGUGUAGUUUUGCCACUUCUUAAGGACCUGGGAAGGACUCCAUUUUCCAAGAACUUGAUGGUGGUGAAGUGCUGGUUGUAAUUUAGAAAGACUGCCCUUCAGUGUUUUAAAAACACCGCUUGGCGUUGGCCUAAGAGCUGAGAGCCGGUCCGACGGGCUGGGAAGCCAUGGAAGCUGCUGGGAAAGAGGAAAUCAGUGUUGAAGAUGAAGCUGUGGAUAAAAACAUUUUCAAAGACUGCAGCAAGAUUGCUUUCUACAGGCGUCAGAAACAGCAGCUCUCCACAAAGUCCACCUAUCAGGCAUUACUAGACUCCGCCACAAAAGGCAAAGACAGCACCAAGUUCCAAAUCCUCAAUGAAGCAACUAAGGUUCCUCUUCUGGCUGAAGUUUAUGGUAUAGAGGGAAAUAUUUUCAGGCUUAAAAUCAAUGAAGAAACUCCCCUGAAACCCAGGUAUGAAGUUCCUGAUGUUGUCACAAGCAAGCCACGCACCGUAAGGCUGAUUUCAUCCUCAGGGGAUGCAGGUAGUCUGGUACUGGCUGAUGGAAAAGGAGAUCUGAAGUGUCAUAUCACAGCAAACCCAUUCAAGGUAGAUUUAGUGUCUGAAGAAGAGGUUGUGAUGAGCAUAAACUCCCUGGGCCACUUGUACUUUGAGCACCUGCAAGUUCCUCUCAAGAAAAGAGCUACCAAAGAAAAUAAGGAGGACACAUCAGUUGACACUUCUCAGGAAAACCAAGAGGAUCUAGGCUUGUGGGAGGAGAAAUUCGGAAAAUUUGUGGAUGUCAAAGUUAAUGGUCCUGCCUCCAUUGGUUUGGAUUUCUCCUUGCACGGAUUUGAGCAUCUUUACGGGAUCCCACAACAUGCAGAAUCACACCAACUUAAAAAUACUGGUGAUGGUGAUGUUUACCGUCUUUAUAAUCUGGAUGUCUAUGGAUAUAAAAUACAUGACAAAAUGGGCAUUUAUGGUUCAGUGCCUUAUCUCCUGGCCCACAAACCAGGCAGGACUCUAGGCAUUUUUUGGCUGAAUGCCUCAGAAACGCUAGUGGAGAUCAAUACAGAGCCUGCAGUAAAGUACACACUGACCCAGAUGGGCCCCGUUGCAGCUAAACAAAAGGUCAGAUCUCGAACUGAUGUGCAUUGGAUGUCAGAGAGUGGAAUCAUUGAUGUUUUUCUGCUGACAGGACCUACACCUUCUGAUGUUUUCAAGCAGUACUCAUACCUUACAGGCACACAAGCCAUGCCCCCUCUCUUCUCUCUGGGGUACCAUCAGUGCCGCUGGAACUAUGAGGAUGAGCAGGAUGUAAAAGCAGUGGAUGCAGGAUUUGAUGAGCAUGACAUUCCUUAUGAUGUCAUGUGGCUGGACAUAGAGCAUACUGAGGGCAAAAGGUACUUCACCUGGGACAAGAAAAGAUUCCCAAAUCCCAAAAGGAUGCAAGAGCUGCUCAGAAACAAAAAACGUAAGCUUGUGGUCAUCAGUGACCCCCACAUCAAGAUUGAUCCUGACUACUCAGUGUAUGCUGAGGCCAAAGAACAGGGCUUCUUUGUGAGGAAUCACGAAGGAGGAGACUUUGAAGGGGUAUGCUGGCCUGGUCUCUCCUCUUACCUGGAUUUCACCAAUCCCAAGGUCAGAGAGUGGUAUUCAAGUCUUUUCACUUUCUCUGCCUAUCAGGGAUCUACUGACAUCCUCUACAUAUGGAACGACAUGAAUGAGCCCUCUGUCUUUAGAGGACCAGAGCUAACCAUGCAGAAGAAUGCCAUUCAUCAUGGCAACUGGGAGCACAGGGAACUUCACAACCUCUAUGGUUUUUAUCAGCAAAUGGCUACUGCAGAAGGACUGAUACAGCGAUCUAAAGGAAAGGAGAGACCCUUUGUUCUUACACGUUCUUUCUUUGCUGGAUCACAAAAGUAUGCUGACGUAGGUGGCUUCAUUGGGAAUCCAGAAGCAGAGCUGCUAGUGCGUUGGUACCAGGCCGGAGCCUACCAGCCCUUCUUCCGGGGCCACGCUACCAUGAACACCAAGCGGCGGGAGCCAUGGCUCUUUGGGGAGGAACACACCCGGCUCAUCGGAGAAGCCAUCAGACAGCGCUACACCCUCCUGCCCUAUUGGUAUUCUCUGUUCUACCGGGCACACGUGGCUGCCGAACCCGUCAUGAGGCCUCUAUGGAUAGAGUUCCCAGAGGAAUUAAACACUUUCGGUGUGGAAGAUGAAUACAUGCUAGGAAGUGCUUUAUUGGUUCAUCCAGUCACAGAACCAAAAGCCACCACAGUCAGUGUGUUUCUGCCAGGAUCAAAUGAGGUCUGGUAUGACUCUAAAACGGGUACUUAUUGGGAAGGAGCAUGUACUGUGAAGAUCCCAGUAACUUUGGACUCUAUACCAGUGUUUCAACGAGGUGGAAGUAUAGUGCCCAUAAAGACAACUAUAGGAAAAUCCACAGGCUACAUGACUGAUUCCCCAUAUGGACUCCGGGUGGCUCUCAGCACUAAGGGUUCUGCCGUGGGUGAACUCUAUCUCGACGAUGGCCAUUCAUUCCAGUACCUCCACCAGAAGCAAUUCUUGCAUAGGAAGUUUUCAUUCUUGUCAGGUGUUUUGACCAACAGUUGUGCUGACAAAAGAGGUCAUCAUCCCAGCAAGUGUGUGGUGGAGCGGGUCUUCGUCCUUGGCCUCAAGAAGCAGCCAUCUUCUGUGACCACCCAUUCAUCUGACGGUAAAGAAGAGCCUGUGGUUUUUACAUAUUGUACCACAAUGUCCACCCUGAGCCUGGAGAAGCUGUCACUGAACAUCGGCGCUGACUGGGAGGUCCACAUCAAAUAACUGUGACGUGCACCCAGUGACGGGCGCAGGAAGCAGCCUGUACCUUUCAGCCUUUCCCUUGGCCUUUUCUGACAUUUGUGCUGCAUGUUAAUUGACUUCUCUGGCUAAAAAUUAGCUUUCAUUAGGCACCACUUUACUAACAAAAACAAAUUUCAGGUUUUACAUUUUUAGAGGUACGAGGAAUACUUUUUGGGUCAAACACCACCUCAUCUCCUAGAUGCAGGUAGCCCUGAGACUUUUAUAGAGUUCAUUAAUCUUCCAUUGCUUCUUGGACUGUGGCCCUGUGGUCAGCACUGUGGCCCAAUGAGUAGCUUCUCUUUGAGCACAGCUGGAUGGUUUUGUGUGUGUGUGUGUGUGUGUGUGUGUGUGUGUGUGUGUGUGUUUAAGUAAACUCUACCCUCAAUGUGGGGCUUAAACUCACAACCCAGAAAUCAAGAGUUGCAAGCUUUAUGGAUUGAGCCAGCCAGGUGCCCUGGAUGGAUUUGUUAUAUAUGAGAUGUGGGCCAAACCCACUAUUUGUGGCCCAUUUGUGGAAGCUUGCCUCAGGCCAUGCAGCAGGAUCAGUCUGGCUAUAGUGGCUGAGCUACUCAGGGCCUGUCUCCAAGGGGACAGCAGCCUCUCAUACCCCUCGGUCAUCUUUCACCCACUUAGAUGUGGGCAAAACCACCCUUUUCUGCUUGCACUGCCUACGCUGAAGCAACAGGGAAUUAUUCUCCCCUAAAGAUUGACUCUGAAGCACAAAGGAUUCUUUUCCCUGUUGUGCUUGUUGGGCUUCAAAGUUCCCAAUUAAUCUUCUUAAAAUCCUAAUUUAUCUUAAUUGUUUUUAUUAAAUACGUUUACUGACCACAGAAGAUUUGUAACAUGAGUAAGCUAUAUUUUGUAAUUAAUAAUAACAUGAACACCCAUGUCCCCACAACUGAACUUCAGAAAUAGAACACAGGGCUGGGAUGAGGGUAAGUCAGGCACAAAAACUCUUGCCUUGGGCACAAAAUUAAGGGGGUACCAAAAAAAUGCAAUAAUCAAAAUAAAUAAUAUUUUAGUGUAGUAUUUUUCGAAAUCAAAAUUAAUGCAAAAAAUCCAUGAUGAACAAAAUAUCAAAAUUUUAAAUAAAGACAGGAUCAGUACUACUAAGUUUUCUUUCUCCCUUGGUCCCCCGUAUGGCUUGGCAUGGGCUAAAAAGCAUUAGGGAACACCAGUUCCUCCGGCUGCUUCCUGCUCUGGAGACACCAGUGCCUCUUCGCUGCCUGUUACUGCAUCUGUAGGGCAGCCUCGUGUGCUCAGCACGUUUUCACGUUUCCUCCACUGAGCGACUUGCCAACUGCCACCUCUGUGCCUUCUGUGCCCUGGGCCCCAUUAUCCACCACUUUCCCCCUUCCCAUGCAGCUCUUACCAUCCAUUGAGGCCCAACUCAAAUGCCACUUUUCCAUUAAGCCUAUCUAAAUCCUCUGUCACCCCCGCACCCCUGGACCCAUGCGCGGUUACUUUGCUCAUCUCUGAAAUGCUGUUCCACUUAUAAUGUGCGCUCUCCCAGCAUCCUCAGGGCAGUCCCUUAAUGUUUCAGCUUUGUCUAUCUUGUUCCCCUGCUAGAGUGCAUGUUCCUCGAGAGCAUAUUUGUCUUCUGUCUGCCAGAGCACCAUUAUACUUGCCUUUCAGUAACCAAUGGCUACAAUUAGUUAACUGAUGGAUUUGAUUGAUUAAAAAGUGAGAAUUUAAUGUAUUUGUUUCCAAUUUACUUUUCUGACAGGACUCUUCCCUCCAGAUGUAGUAAACAUUGUGCAUUUCCUUGUGGACACAUUGCAUUAUAUCAGUUGAGAUUUCAGCUUUGCACCACACCACAUAGACAUUCACAGAUUCUUUGCUAUUUCUGUAAGUCUUGCAAUUCAGGAGAAAGGAAGAAGUCUACAUUAGCUGAAGCCGUAUUUCCCAGCUUUGAACUUCCCUUAGCAGCCUACAGUAAGACUUAACCUGAAAACUGGGUGCUUUUACCUAAUACAUGAUGAUGGUUUUUAAUGGCAUGUGAAGCUGAAUAAUUAAGACCUAUCUUUAGAUUAACAUGUAUUGCAUUUAUUCUUCCAUGUAAAAUAUUUUUUGGAGAAAGGAAUGAAACUGCUCUAUCUUGACGCAGAAUGGUACUGAAAAGUUCUCCGAGAGUCAGAGUGGAGAGAAAUACAGUCUGGGUGUUCAUUGUUCUCUGCUUUUACGGCUUCUCACACUUCACCUGCCUCCUGUUUCUGCAGCUGUUACCAGAGCAUUCUGUGGGCAUGGGUUGGCCUGCAGGUGUUCAGUUACCUUGUUGGUUGUGGCUAAUUCUUGAUAUGUGUUCUCAGGAAACUGGAUUUCAAGUAAGAAUUAGAAUUUUCAACAGUUGGGAAUGCAAGCUGGUGCAGCCACUCUGGAAAAAAGUAUGGAGGUUCCUCAAAAAACUAAAAAUAGAACUACCCUACGACCCAGCAGUUGCACUACUAGGCAUU
Molecule: messenger RNA, 5997 nt
Organism: Prionailurus viverrinus (fishing cat)
Lineage: Eukaryota; Metazoa; Chordata; Mammalia; Carnivora; Felidae
Gene: GANC
Product: glucosidase alpha, neutral C
Exons: 23
Coding region: 884-3526 (880 amino acids)
Biological process (GO): carbohydrate metabolic process; N-glycan processing
Molecular function (GO): alpha-1,4-glucosidase activity; carbohydrate binding
Source: RefSeq, a predicted model, not a curated record